This is a messenger RNA of Rotaria sp. Silwood1, 1049 nucleotides long. NCBI's taxonomy places the organism in Eukaryota, Metazoa, Rotifera, Eurotatoria, Philodinida, Philodinidae. The record is from the annotation of a GenBank genome assembly.
AUGUUGAUUGGUGAGAGUGAGAUUAUGCUUGAUUAUGUGGAACGAUAUAUCAGGAAGAAUCAACAAUGGACACGAACACUGAUUGGAAGUUCUUUACCUGGUGAUUCAAUAGCGGGUACUACAUAUAGUGAACAAUAUAAUCGAAGAGUAUUAAUGGAUAUUAUUCUUCAUGGUGAAACAAACAUUACUUUAAUGAUGCGCCGAAUGGACCACAUCUAUGCAAAUCUUUACGAUUUAUUCAAUCAAAAUUUUCACAUAUCAGGACACAGAAAGUACUGCCGAAUUGCAUUCGAUAAUCUUACUUAUCAACGGGUUCCCAUUCAUGAAGAUUUCUUUUGUAUUAUACUGGCUGAACAAAAAGAUCUAAUAGAAAAUGAUCCUCCUUUUCUUAAUCGUUUCGAAAAACAUGUUGUUGAUACAGAUUCUAUUAUUCAUCGUUGUUAUACCAUAAUUGCAUCAAAUCUAUUGCAAUGGAUUGACAGUUUAGUAACAUACAGUUCCAAUAAGCAUUUUCCUCAGCGAAAGAGUCUAUUUGUCGAUUAUAAUCCAGAUAAUGUUCGCCUCUUAGUUAUGGAUGCAUUUGAUUCUUUAAAAAUAUCUGAAGAUUAUAGUGAAAAUCAAAGAGAUGUUAUUAUUGGAUUUUGCAAAGAAAAACUGAUUCGAACGAGUUCAUUUGAUCUUCCUCUUCUUCUGUCGUGUCAUAUGAUAAAUAAUGACAAGUUGAAAAUUUUAAUAGAUCAAUAUUAUAAAAUACAUAACCAACUUUCAUUUUCAAAUAUAAUUGAUCAAGCAUUAGAAGAAACAAUGAUUCUAAAUCAAGUUAUUUAUACUUAUACACAAAUUUAUGAUAAAAUCGAAUAUUUAAAUCACAAUAGUCUUGUAAUGGAAAUAAAAAUAGGCGGUUUUAAGAGCGAAUUCGAAUUAAAAACAAAAAUCAAAGAGCAUUAUCAAUCAAAAAAUAAACGUUUAUUACUUAUUCGUGUUGAUUAUCAUCAUGAAUAUAAACAUUUACUUUUUCUUAAACAUUUGAUACAGAAUGGAAGCAUAGA